Molecule: messenger RNA, 1828 nt
Organism: Onychomys torridus (southern grasshopper mouse)
Lineage: Eukaryota; Metazoa; Chordata; Mammalia; Rodentia; Cricetidae
Exons: 3
Coding region: 1-717 (238 amino acids)
Source: RefSeq, a predicted model, not a curated record
AUGACGUUGCCACGGCUUUCCCGGCCGCACACUCCAGCACGGCCGCCAGCGCCCUCCUCCCUAGCUCACCUCAGCCCCGCCGCCGCACACGCCUCCGGCCUCCUGGAGGUUUGCUUCCUCUUCCCACUGGAGCGGAGCAGAGAGCUGCGCUCUGCCCUCCUCCGCAGCCCACGCGGGCGGGCGGGGGUCGCUCGCUACCACGGCGCAGCGCCGGGGGGUGCCCGGCUAGGAUUGACCCACAGACCCACAGACCGGCGCGGAGGGACGAAGAGGAGCGGGGCGGGCGCCGGCGACACGUCACCGGCCGCGACGCCAGCGUCGACGCGUCAGCUCCUCUCCGCCGUGGGCCCGCCCACCCUGGGCCCCGCCCACCCAGGCUCCGUCUGCAGGCCGGCGGGCGUAGGGAGGGACGUGAGCCUCCCGCUCAGCGCGUGGCCAGCUCUAGUUGGCGAGCCCCCAACCCCUACCUCAAGCCCUGCUCACCUCCUGAUAACUGCAUGGGAGGACACAACCGUGAGUCAGAGUUCUCGUGGUCCUUAUAAGGUUCCUCCCGCCUGCUCCAGAUAUCACAUGCUGGAUGUAGCUAAGUCCCUGGACCCUGGGUACACCAUACAGAAUAAAACAGCUUUAGAGACUGCCAGCUUCAGAAAAAAACAGCAGAGCAUGAGCGGCUGCUCCAGCCAGGUAUCCACAACUGAUACCUGUGGAGUGUCAUAGGUUCCCAAGCAGCAGACACCAAGAGCCAGUGAAAGCAGUGUCAAGACAAUCAAGGUUCUGCAAGAUUUCUACCAAGAGGAAGCUGUGAUGAGGAGCUGAGUGGAGACACCAUGCUAUGAGAGAGGCAAACAGCAGGCAGCAGCUUGGAAAGCCCAACAGAGAUGCUGCUUUGUGGGAAAGGUGAACAGUGAGCAGUUGUGAGCAGCGGAGACUGUUAAGACCAGACUGCUUCCAGGAGCAGAGAAGCAGUGUCAGUGCUGGAUGAACAGCUGAGACAUGUGGGAGCCCAAGAAGAAUUGGAGGUGAGAGCCAUGCUCCAUGCUAAACAGCCAGACUGAGGCUCUGUGGAAACUGCUGAGUGCCCCAGGCUGAACAGUCUUACUGGGGCUCUGUGGAAACUGCUGAAUGCUCCAGGCUGAACAGCCAGACUGGGGCUCUGCAGGAACUGCUGAAACCCAGCUGAGCUCCCAGCAACAAGAUGUGGCUGGAACCAUGGAGUUGCCUUGGGCCUACAUUCAGCAGUGCAAUAGGACAGUAUAUGGAAAAUUCCAGGACCCAGGAUGGUGAGCUUUGGACCGUCAGCAGAGCAGGAAAUAGGACCCUCCCAGGGCCAGGAUUGCUAUGGGAAAGCCACGACUCAGCUUGUAGCAGCUGGAAUGUGGCAUGAAGCAACAGAAAGCUCUCUAGCCUCAGGACACAGGGGUCUAGGAAUGAUCUGGUUAUAAAAGACUAUGGACUGCAAAGUACGGAGGUAGCUGAGAGCAAAAGAUUCAGACAGAGCAACUUACUUGAACUGAAAAAAAAGUUUUGGUUAUGGGACUCCUCAUAUUUAGAGCUCUUUGCUAUACAAAGACUUAAGGGCAGCUGACAAGCUAGGACCUCAUUUUGAGCACUCAGAGGAACUUUUAGGCCUGGUACCAGAAUUUAUUAUUUGUACUUUUAGAACAUAAGUGAAAUGGACAGUAAUGAAUUCAUUGCAAUGAUACCUUUGCAUAUAGACUCUAAUAAUUAUGAUGAUUCGUGAACUGGUUUGUGUAAAAAACGGAACUGUUUAAAUAAAGAAGUUUGGGUUUAAAAAUUAUAAAGAAAGCUGGGCGAUGGUGGUGCAUGC